GGGAACGGCUGAGCUUGGCGCAAAGCCUGCCGGGGCAUGGAGUCCCGGCGAGCUUUGUGCGCAUGUGCGGGAAGCUGAGGGGCUUGGGGGGCCUCGCCCUGGAGAGUGAGGCACCACAGACAACCCUGAGGCCCCAUGGAGGCCCUGGUGCCACAGCCAGUGAAGCAGGAGGGCCCUGCCACCGAGGCCCUGACGCCAGACUCGCCCUGGCACCGCUUCCGCCACUUCCACCUGGGCGAUGCGCCCGGCCUGCGCGAGGCCCUGGGGCUGCUCCGCGCCCUGUGCCGCGAGUGGCUGCGCCCCGAGGUGCACACAAAGGAGCAGAUGCUGGAGUUGCUGGUGCUUGAGCAGUUCCUGAGCGCGCUGCCGGCUGACACCCAGGCCUGGGUGUGCAGCCGGCAGCCCCAGAGCGGCGAGGAGGCUGUGGCCCUGCUGGAGGAGCUCUGGGGCCCAGCCACUUCCCCAGACCAGCCGUCCGCAGUGAAGAUCCCCCGUGAGCUGGCAGAAGGCUCUGGGGCCAGUGCUGCGAAGGAGGAUAGUGGGGUGAUAACCCAAGGCCCUGUGGCUGAGCCCCCGGGUCCCGGUGAGACCCGCGCCGUGCGCCCCUACAAGCAGGAGCCAGGCAGCCCCCCGCCAGCCCCGCUGGCGCCUGGCCUGCCCGCCUUCCUGGCCCCAGGCGGCGUGGCAUGCCCUGAGUGUGGGAAGGCGCCCCUGAAGCCCGCGCACCUGCUGCGCCACCGGCAGAGUCACUCAGCCGAGAAGCCGCACGCGUGCCCGGAGUGCGGCAAGGCCUUCAGGCGGAAGGAGCACCUGCGGCGCCACCGCGGCACGCACCCCGGCGGGCCGGGGCCCGCGCUGCGUCCGCUGCCCGCGCGCGAGAAGCCGCACGCCUGCUGCGAGUGCGGGAAGACCUUCUACUGGCGCGAGCACCUGGUGCGGCACCGCAAGACGCACUCUGGCGCGCGGCCCUUUGCCUGCUGGGAGUGCGGGAAGGGCUUCGGGCGCCGCGAGCACGUGCUGCGCCACCAGCGCAUCCAUGGGCGCGCGGCCGCGGCGCAGGGGGCGGCGGUGGCGCCAGGCCCCGAGGGCGGCGGCGCCUUCCCGCCUUGGCCGCUGGGCUAGUCCGGCGCGCGCCUGGCCCGGCCCCCAGGCUC
Molecule: messenger RNA, 1154 nt
Organism: Dipodomys spectabilis (banner-tailed kangaroo rat)
Lineage: Eukaryota; Metazoa; Chordata; Mammalia; Rodentia; Heteromyidae
Gene: Znf444
Product: zinc finger protein 444
Exons: 4
Coding region: 136-1122 (328 amino acids)
Biological process (GO): regulation of transcription by RNA polymerase II
Molecular function (GO): DNA-binding transcription factor activity, RNA polymerase II-specific; RNA polymerase II cis-regulatory region sequence-specific DNA binding
Source: RefSeq, a predicted model, not a curated record